This is a messenger RNA of Galeopterus variegatus (Sunda flying lemur), 960 nucleotides long. Its product is annotated as olfactory receptor 5A1-like. Gene Ontology annotation, biological process: sensory perception of smell; G protein-coupled receptor signaling pathway. The record is from RefSeq and is a predicted model, not a curated record. Gene Ontology annotation, cellular component: membrane. NCBI's taxonomy places the organism in Eukaryota, Metazoa, Chordata, Mammalia, Dermoptera, Cynocephalidae. Gene Ontology annotation, molecular function: G protein-coupled receptor activity; odorant binding; olfactory receptor activity.
CAGGAGGCGCCAAGCAGAUCUAUGGAAGGGGAUGGAAACCACACCUCUGUGGACAUGUUUAUUCUCCUGGGACUUUCAGACGUAAGAGAACUGCAGCUCAUCCUCUUUCCAGUCUUCCUGACCCUCAUCUGGAACCUAGGUCUUAUCAUUCUCAUCAGGAUCAACUCUAACCUUCAUACACCCAUGUACCUUUUUCUCAGUUCCCUGUCGUUUAUAGACAUCUGCUACUCUUCUUCCAUCAGCCCAAGGAUGCUCUCAGACUUCUUAUGUGAUGAGAAUACAAUUUCCUUCAUGGCCUGUGCCAUUCAGUUGUUUGUCACUGCCUGGAUGGGUCUGGCUGAGUGCUGCCUCUUGGCCACAAUGGCCUAUGACCGCUAUGUUGCCAUAGGUAGCCCUCUGCAGUACUCAGCCAUCAUGGUCCCUGGCCGUUCUUGGAAGAUGAUUGCUGUGGCAUAUGGGAGUGUUUUCCUCAGUAGCUUAGUUCGAACAGUCCCUUGCUUUCAUCUGUCCUACUGUGGGCCAAAUAUCAUUGAACAUUUCUUCUGUGACGUACCUCAGGUUAUUUCUUUGUCAUGCUCCAAUCCCUUCAUCUUUCAAAUGAUUGUUUUUCUGGUAGCUAUUUUUGUGGGGGUGGGUACUUUGCUUGUUAUCCUCUUAUCCUAUGGUUUCAUUGCAGCUUCCAUCCUGAAAAUAUCCUCAGUCAAAGGAAGUGCCAAGGCCUUCUACACCUGUGCCUCCCACCUGGCUGCUGUGACACUGUACUAUGGCACAGCCCUCUCUGUGUACAUGCAUCCUGGCUCUGGCCACACCAUGAAGCACAAGGUGCUGUCUGUUUUCUAUGUUAUCUUUGUCCCCAUGUUAAACCCUCUAAUCUACAGUCUGAGGAAGAAGGACAUCAAAGAGGCCCUCAAAAGGUUAAUAAUGAGGUGGGACAUUUUCCUCAGUAAGAAUAACAUUUGA